CGAGCGAGCCGAGUUGCGGCCCAAAUCUAUGGGAUAGAUUGGUGGAGAACUUGGUUCGCAGACUUUAUAAUAUAUGCGAAAGAAGGGGUGAGAAGAGACGCGAUAGUAAUACGUGAGUAGGUAUUACACUACGACAGUCGAAAUGAAGAAAAGAAGAAGCGCGUAAUCGCGUUUGGAUUAAUCGCGGCGGUGCAAUUAUGAAGACUGAAAUGGAGACGGAGUCCGAAUGUGCGGACGGCGUUCUGUGCCCGAAGGCCAACAACAAUAACAACAACAACAACAACAACAAUAACAACACGAAUAACAACAACAAUAUCGCCGUCGCGAAAAAGAGCGGUAGCGAUAACGGAUACGACGCUAUGGAGAUGGAUUGCGGCGGCUGUGGGGAGAGCGUACGAGAGCGCACCGUCCUGUGCGUAGGGGGUCGUACCUGGCACUCGAGAUGCCUAAAGUGUUGCGCCUGUGCACGACCCCUGCACGAUCAGCACUCGUGCUUCCUGCGCGGCAUGCGACUCUACUGCAGGCACGAUUACGCCUUAACAUUCGGCGCAAAAUGCGCGAAAUGCGGGCGCAGUGUGGGCGCUGGGGAUUGGGUGAGGAGAGCUAAAGACCGAGUCUAUCACUUGGCAUGUUUCGCUUGUGAUGCCUGCUCCCGUCAACUCUCCACGGGUGAGCAAUUCGCGCUUCUGGACGCCCGACUGCUCUGCAAGGCCCAUUAUUUGGACGUGGUCGAGGGUAACAAUACUUCGUCAUCGGAGGAUUGCGAUUCCGAGCACGGUGGCAAAGGCAGCAAGACGAAACGCGUGAGGACGACCUUUACCGAGGAGCAGCUUGCAGUCCUGCAAGCUAACUUCCAGAUGGACAGCAAUCCCGACGGACAGGAUCUUGAGAGGAUAGCCCAGGUGACCGGCCUCAGCAAGAGGGUCACGCAAGUUUGGUUUCAAAAUUCCAGGGCGAGGCAGAAGAAGCACAGCGGCAAGAUCAAAACUCAGAUGCAUCAUUCGCCGCCGAUGCACCAUCAUCCAGUCGACCUGUAUCCCAGUGGCAUCAACGUGGUCGGCGCUUAUCUCGGUGGUUAUCAGGCCAGCAAUGCCGGUAGCGAGAGUCCAGGUAGCCCGUUAACGCCCCUUACACCUUUGACUCCGCUCACACCGACGACGCCGAAUCAUUUGCAGGCCCAAUUCUGUCAUCCCGCGGGAUAAGUCAAUAUAAAUUUCCACGAAGCUAUUGGUAUUAACCCUCCGCACUGCAUGUGCUUUCAGCGGCAAUGAU
Molecule: messenger RNA, 1272 nt
Organism: Trachymyrmex septentrionalis
Lineage: Eukaryota; Metazoa; Arthropoda; Insecta; Hymenoptera; Formicidae
Product: LIM/homeobox protein Awh-like
Exons: 4
Coding region: 198-1202 (334 amino acids)
Biological process (GO): neuron differentiation; regulation of transcription by RNA polymerase II
Cellular component (GO): nucleus
Molecular function (GO): RNA polymerase II transcription regulatory region sequence-specific DNA binding; DNA-binding transcription factor activity, RNA polymerase II-specific
Source: RefSeq, a predicted model, not a curated record